Miscanthus lutarioriparius is the source of this 354-nucleotide messenger RNA. Lineage: Eukaryota; Viridiplantae; Streptophyta; Magnoliopsida; Poales; Poaceae. The record is from the annotation of a GenBank genome assembly.
AUGGCCCCACACAUCAGCACCUCUUCCACACAUAAUACACCACCAGCAGCCAUCCCUCUCUCUCCCAUCUCUCAUUCACGUUGGCAACCAGAGAAGAGAGAGGAGAAAGGAGAGGAGAAGGGAGAAGAGAAGAGGAAGAUGAAGAGGAAGAGGAGGACGCCCCUCCCACUGCUGCAGGUCGCCGGAGGAGCUCUACCACGCCACCACCUCGCUGAAGCUGGGGAAGAUAAAGCCCCAUGGUCAUCUUCAACUUCAAGACAAGGAGAAGCUUUCCCAUGGUCGAUCUCUGUCCUUGAGCAACUCCGAGCCAAACUGCUGCACCUAGAGGUCUUCCACGACAUGCAAGAGGAGUAA